AUGGGCAAACUCGUCAACACUCACUGGGAUUCAGAGCUGUUCAAGCCUUUGAAGAUUGCAAAUGGCAAGAUUGAAUUAAAGCACCGGGUUGUUCACGCACCCCUCACUCGCAACCGGGGAACUCCCCUUCUCGAUUCGACACCCGAGAAACCGAACCGUGUCUGGGUCCCAAACGAGCAUGUCGUUGACUACUAUUCCCGGCGAGCCACCGGAAAUGCCAUGCCCGGCGUCCCUGGGCUGUUUCUCAAAGAGCAGGCCGAAGGAUGGAAGAGGGUAGUCGACGCCGUCCAUGCCAAAGGGGCCUACAUCUACGCGCAACUCUGGCACUCGGGCCGGGCCAAUAUUCCCCAGUUGACCGGCACACCCAUUGUCGCGCCGUCGAGCGUGCCAUGGGACGACCCAAACGAGUAUUUCCCUUAUCCUCCGCCUCACACCACGGCCCAGGUCAAACUCGCCGACCACCCGCCGAUUGAGCUCACUCAGCAUCACAUCGCGCGAACCAUCGGCGACUUCUGCGCCUCGGCAAGAACGGCCAUGGAGAUUGGGUUCGACGGCGUAGAGCUCCAUGGCGGCAAUGGCUACUUGCCAGAGCAGUUUCUGAGCUCCAAUGCUAACAAGCGGACGGACGAAUACGGCGGAACGCCAGAAAAGCGGUGCAAGUUCGUCGUCGACUUGAUGGGAGAGCUAGCAAAGACGGUUGGCGAGGAAAACCUUGCCAUUAGACUGACGCCCUUUGGUCUGUUCAACCAAGCCCGUGGUUCACAGAGAGUCGAGACAUGGAGCCACCUUUGCAAAGAGCUCAAGCGACGACACCCGAGCCUUUCAUACGUCAGCUUCGUCGAGCCGCGAUACGAGCAGGUCUUUUCAGAGGAGGAGAAGCAAAAGUUUCUCGACUCUUGGGGUUUGCCCAAUGUAGACCUGUCGACAUUUAGGGCCAUCUGGGGCAGCACACCAUUCUUCUCUGCUGGCGGAUUUGAUGACAAGAACUCAUGGGGCCUGAUUGAAAGCGGACGAUACGAUGGGCUGCUCUACGGGCGGUAUUUUAUUAGCAAUCCUGAUCUCGUCACCAGACUGCGCGAUGGUCUGCCCCUGGCGCCCUACGAUCGAUCCAAGUUCUAUGGGCCGUUUCCUGACCCUGCAGCCGGAUAUACCGACUAUCCGGCAUAUCAAAAUGGCACGGCGUAG
Metarhizium acridum CQMa 102 is the source of this 1185-nucleotide messenger RNA. Lineage: Eukaryota; Fungi; Ascomycota; Sordariomycetes; Hypocreales; Clavicipitaceae. The record is from RefSeq and is a predicted model, not a curated record.